Messenger RNA from Carcharodon carcharias (great white shark), 3879 nucleotides. RefSeq names its product L-selectin-like. Gene Ontology annotation, cellular component: external side of plasma membrane; membrane. Gene Ontology annotation, biological process: response to cytokine; leukocyte tethering or rolling; heterophilic cell-cell adhesion. NCBI's taxonomy places the organism in Eukaryota, Metazoa, Chordata, Chondrichthyes, Lamniformes, Lamnidae. The record is from RefSeq and is a predicted model, not a curated record. The coding region runs from base 171 to 1901 and encodes 576 amino acids. The transcript has 13 exons. Gene Ontology annotation, molecular function: oligosaccharide binding; sialic acid binding.
AGCUGCAGUGAAAGUGUCAGUCUGCAAAGAUAACCUUUUGAGGCAUUGCUCCUUUCUUGUGCAGAUAGACUACCAGAAACCUUCAUUCAACAUUUAUUCGACUUUCAACUGUGCACUUGUAGAGUACUAGAAUCAACAGCAGUGACCUGAACCCAAAUUUGUUAAGCAAAAUGACAAACAAGGUAAACCAACAAUCCCUAUUGGUUUUGAAGAGUAGAAGUCAACUGUGGUUCUUCACCAUCAUUAUUCUUGAACUAACACUUCUAAGAAGAAUCCAUGGCUGGACCUAUAAAUAUAUUAAUGAAAAUAUGGCCUGGGACAAUGCAAGACGUUACUGUCAAGAUCAUUAUACAGAUCUAGUUGCAAUCCAGAAUGCAAGAGAAAUUGAGUAUUUGAAUGAGUAUCUACCUCAUGCACAAUAUUACUAUUGGAUUGGAAUAAGGAAAAUCAAUGACAUGUGGACCUGGGUUGGUACUAAUAAAUCUCUAACCAAAGAAGCAGAGAACUGGGCUCAUAAUGAACCUAAUAAUGUAGGAGCAGAUGGAAAUGAAGACUGUGUAGAAAUGUACAUAAAAAGGGCCAGCGAUACAGGGAAGUGGAACGAUAUCAACUGUAAGAAGAAGAAAAGACCUUUGUGUUACGUAGCUUCGUGCACUCCCAUUUCAUGCAAUGGUCAUGGAGAAUGUGUCGAGAAUAUUGGAAAUUACAUAUGUAUAUGCAAUGAUGGAUACUAUGGGCAAGAGUGUGAAUAUGUUGAACAGUGUUCCACUCUCAAUGUUCCUGACCAAGCGACUAUGAACUGCAUCCAUCCUAAUGGAAACUUCAGCUUUGACUCCACAUGUGACUUCCAGUGUGCAGCAGGGUUUACACUGCAGGGAUCACAGAGUCUCUGGUGCAAUGCGACAGGAAUAUGGACAGCAAAGACGCCCAGCUGUGAAGUUGUAAGAUGCAGAGAACUAGAGGUUACUGGACAAGGAUUCAAGAAAUGUUCUCAUCCCAUCGGAGAUUUCAGUUACAACUCAACGUGUGACUUCAGCUGCACUGAAGGGUUUGAGCUCAGAGGACCAGACAGACUGGAGUGUGGAGCAUCAGGAGAAUGGUCAGCGCCCAUCCCCAACUGUGAAGUUGUGAAAUGUGGAAGUCUGGUGAUUCCUGGACAAGGGAAAAUGGACUGCUCUCAUCCUACCGGAACAUUCCGUUACAACUCAACUUGUGACUUCAGCUGUGCUGAAGGGUUUGUGCUCCGAGGAUCAGACAGACUGGAGUGUGGAGCAUCAGGAGAAUGGUCAGCACCUAUCCCCAGCUGUGAAGUUGUGAAAUGUGGAAAUCUGGCGAUUCCUGGACAAGGGAAAAUGAACUGUUCUCAUCUUACUGGAACAUUCAGUUACAACUCAACGUGUGACUUCAGCUGUGCUGAAGGGUUUGUGCUCCGAGGAUCAGACAGAGUGGAGUGUGGAGCAUCAGGAGAAUGGUCAGCGCCUAUCCCCAGCUGUGAAGCUGUACAAUGUGAAAAACUGGAGAAUCAAGAUGAGAUUAUUGUAACCUGCUCCAAACCAAUUGUACCAUUCAGUUACAACUCAACAUGUGACUUUAACUGCCCAGAAGGAUUUGUAUUGCAUGGAUCAAGCAGAACCAAGUGUGAAGCUACAGGUCAAUGGACAGCACCAAUGCCAACCUGCAUAGAUUCAACUCCACAAACAUUGCCUGAAAAUUAUUCACCCGUAUUAACAGCGACUGCUGCUGCAGCUGGCAUCUCUGCCAUGACACUGCUGGCCUGGGUAAUGAGACAGCUCAAAAAGAAAACACAAGCAAAAAAGUUUUCACUUUUAAGCAAUGAAAAUCAGGAUAAAACAUCAGAAACUUACAAGUUGAAGGAUGAAUGUGAUGGCAGCAUGUGCUGAGGUCUUUGACAGUUUUUUAGGUCAAAGAACAGACAAGCAAGAAAGGAUUGGCAAUAAUUUUCAAGAUCACUGUUUUUGCAUCUUCAACGUUCCACCAAAUUGGUACCAUUUAUAAAUGUGUGAAUUUCCUCUAUGAACAGAAUUCAGUUCACUGUCUUUAAUCUAAUUAACACAAUUUUUCCAUCUUUCUGAAUGACAAGUGUCAAUGACAAGGCUGCAAAGCUUACUGCACAAUCCAUCAUGUGAAGAUGCAGAUACUUGUGUUAUGUGUUAACCACCACUGGAUUAAGUCCAAAGAAGUGUACCUUUAUGGCUGUUAUAUUAAUGACAAAUUUGUCACUUUGACAAAAAGAUGGCAAUAGACUAUUUGAAAAUGAAGCACUUCCACUUAAAGGAGACAGGACUGGUCCUAAAAUUGAUAUUAAACAAUUUGUUAGAUCAGUGAUAUGUUGCCAGAAUAGAUUAAAAAUAGCUACAGUUUUGCACAAUUUGUUCACUGUUUCUUUCGUAUGAAUGCAUUAUUAGUGGCCUCUGUGACUGGUACAUAAAGUACAAAUCCACUAAGGGAUGAGGUAAUUUAUCGUUUGCAGUAAUGGUCAAACAUGUUUAAUAUAACUUCAAACACUAUACUAGUAGUAAAACAAAACUAAGAGUUUUCUUUUUAAUUUCCAUGUCCUCUCCUUUAGGUUUCCCUCUAUAUAACAUCUUCUAUGAAGGCAGGAAAACAGCCUACAUCUUGGCCUGCUUCUUAGCCUCUGUGUCUGGCCCAGGAUUAUAAUGCCAUAUAUUUUUCCCUCAUUCUACGCCUCUGUCCAGUGAUUUUCAGUAAGUUGUGAGCAAAUUAGUGCCCAAGUUUCUCAGUGCCACAACUUAUUGAUGCAUCAUAGGUUAGGUUUUGUGAAAUCUAACUUCAACGGACCUAAAAACUAAAAACUGUCAAUUUAGUUGGUUAGAACACUAUUGGAAGGAAAUAUUUAAUUUACUAAUAAUGAAGAUGGUAAUUUCUAGAAUAACAAACUGAAUGGUAAAAUGGUCAAAUCCCUUACUGCAAACAGAUUAAAAAACACAAUCCAUUUGGUAUGGUAAUACAAAUGAUUCUUUGCACAAUGACCAUUGAAUAUAUUACACUGUUCUGUAAUUUUUCUUCACUCACCAUAUCUGUAUAUGUUGGUUAUUUGUGUGUUAUUUAUUAUUUAUUUAAUUACUCCCUAUGGCUGAGAUAUUACCCGAAGGGUGAGUGUUAGAUUUAUAUAAUCAUCUCAUCAGGCAAGCUAAACUUAUGAUGUGUAUUAGAAUUGUGGCUUGUUGUUACUUAUAUGGCUCUAUACCUGUGUUAGGACAUGAUGUAAUUAUUAUGAUCUGUUAAUUUGGAGUCAUAUCUCAUUCAUAAAUCAUGAGUUGUCCAAUGCAUUUUUUUGGUGAGCUGAUAGGGGUUCUUCCUUCUCAAUCUGAAAAAAAUAAUGAUGAUAUAGACUUGAGUAAAAAAUAGGGAACAAAUAAUUUGCUCAUAAAAUGCUGCACUUAAUCAUUGGCCCUCAGUAUCAUGUUGUUAUGAGGGUAAUUUGACAAGAUUUAAAUUUAUGUAGACAAGUUGAUGACAAAUCUGCGCGGAAGAAAUAAGCCCAUCAGGGAGCCUGUUGCAGUAAAACAAUCCAAUAUUAUUCCACAUGGGAACAGAAAAAUGUUCUAUUCCCCAGCAGAGAUAUUCCUCACCAUAAUAAACACAAAAUUUACGUUAAAAAGUCACAGAUUGGAAAAUGUCAAUGCAUUAUUUUGUACAGUGUUCACCGGAAAAUAUGAGUGUUUUUAUAAGGUGCUUUUUAAUAUUUUCAGGGUGUUCACAUAGAUAAGUUAACAUUAUUGUACAUGAGGAUUAGAUAAUUUGUUUAUCUGUUGCUGAUUAAUGUAUUAAUUUCCUGAUUGACAUGCUAUUCAUUUGUAAUUAUAAUUCUAAUAAAAUGUAAAUGCUGGUCAUAAA